Molecule: messenger RNA, 690 nt
Organism: Cydia pomonella (codling moth)
Lineage: Eukaryota; Metazoa; Arthropoda; Insecta; Lepidoptera; Tortricidae
Exons: 2
Coding region: 1-690 (229 amino acids)
Biological process (GO): telomere maintenance; DNA repair
Molecular function (GO): DNA helicase activity
Source: RefSeq, a predicted model, not a curated record
AUGGCUCAUAGAAAAUCCCUAGAAGCACUAAACAGAACACUUCAAGAUUUACGCGACAACACGAAUAUAAUGGGAGGUGUAUUGUUAAUACUAUCAGGCGAUUUCCGUCAAACGCUACCUGUCAUUCCGAAAUCAACGCCGGCAGAUGAAAUUAACGCUUGCCUGAAGAAGUCGUUCAUAUGGGAACAGGUAAAAAUAAUUAAAUUAACAACAAAUAUGAGAGCACAGAUUUCAGGAGAUGAAAAGGCCCAAGAAUUUGCUGAAAAACUUUUACAAAUAGGAGAGGGCACUUAUCCAAUAGACGAAAAUACUGGCCAAAUCACACUAACUAAUGAGUUAUGUAAUGCUGUUGAAACACCGGAACAACUUAUAAAUGAAGUGUAUCCAAGUAUUGCUGAAAAUUAUACUAAUUCAGAAUGGUUACGGGAGCGCAUUAUUCUAGCCACGAAAAACGACAUUGUCAAUAGCAUCAACAACAUCAUCCAGGAAAUGAUUCCGGGAGAAGAGAAAAUCUACAACUCAAUCGAUACAAUGACUGAUGAACAAGAAAGCCGGACUGACACGCGAGCAAAAUCGCUACCGCUCAUGAGCUUGGGCAACCGCAGAUCACGCCACCCCCGUACGUCACCUAUUGUCCGAGCGGCCGGUCUGCGCACGCGCACCCGCGCGCCCUCGCCCCGCUAUACCUAA